Molecule: messenger RNA, 363 nt
Organism: Brugia malayi
Lineage: Eukaryota; Metazoa; Nematoda; Chromadorea; Rhabditida; Onchocercidae
Exons: 3
Coding region: 1-363 (120 amino acids)
Source: RefSeq, a predicted model, not a curated record
AUGCACCUUUACAGCGAUAUACGACACCUCCCUUCUCUACUCGUACUUCUGUUAUGUGUUGCUAUCACAACUGUUAUCAUCCAAGGAAACACCGUCGGAGCACAUAUUACAAUGGACAACUGCAAAUCGGAGAAGCUCCGCGAGCUUGUAUUAGAAACAAUUGGUCUCUUUCCUCACCAAUACAGCUAUCAAGCAAGGUAUAUGAAGGAGCAAGCUGAAAUUCGUUUUGGCAACUGGUGGUCAGCUGUUAUUAUUGGUGAUCGAGGCGGCUAUGGUAUGAGUGCUGUUUACGAUCAAUAUGCUAACACAAGCUGCGAGUUGAGGAUUUUCGACACAUUCUAUUGGAUAGGACGAACGAGCUAG